Messenger RNA from Rotaria sp. Silwood1, 1245 nucleotides. The record is from the annotation of a GenBank genome assembly. NCBI's taxonomy places the organism in Eukaryota, Metazoa, Rotifera, Eurotatoria, Philodinida, Philodinidae.
AUGAAUAGUUUCAUAGCACCACAUGCUGUUGCACAAUUAUCAUUAGCAAAUCCAUGGCCAACAAGAGAAAUGAGUGGAGUUGAGGUUUUGGUUGAACAUACAUUUCCAUAUGACUUAAAACAAUUUCUACCGGUACCAAAAGCAAGUGAUAUGAAUGUGAAUGUGGAACAUCCUCCGUCGAUAUUGAUUCGUCACACUCUUCAUAUAUUAUGGAUAACAGAUGAUAAAAACACUGAAACUGUGGAUAAUCUUAUUAAAGAUAUUCAAAACUCACUAAACACUCCUAAACUAUUAACACAUAUGGGUUGUGAACAUAAACUAGAUGUCUUUCAAACCAUUGAAGAAGCUCAACAAUGGCUUAAAACUAAUCAAGAACUAAUUCGACAACCACAUAUCAGAUUUAAAGUUGUUACUUCAUGGACAAUACAAAAAGAUAAAACAGCUAUUGAUGUUAUUCGUGCUGUUCGUGCAGAAUUAGCACGUGUACCUGUAUUGAUUUUUACAAACAAGCAUGAUGAGAUACAAGCAGCACUUGAAUUUCCUAAUGUUAUUGUGACAGAUAAAGAAUUCGAAGUGAAAGAAUUUGUUGGAAUUAAACAAGAAACACUAUGGAACACAGGUUGUCGUGUAUCACACAAAGAUGACACACCACAACCGCCGGUUAUAGUAAGCCAUGAACACGAAGGAAAACCAGACAAUUCUUCAACAUUGCCAUAUCCAUCAGAAGAUAAUGCAUGGCAUACAAAUGGAUCAGGUUUUCCUCCUCUGCCUGUAUCUGAUUUUUUUCCAGCACCUGCACGUACAUCAUCGCAGUCGAGUUCCCUAACGUCUGAUGCAUCAAGAACUCCUCCGUUAAAGCCAAUGUUAUUUUGGAUUGAUUUACCUGAAAAUGACAUAAAAACAGUCAGAGAAAUUCAAAAACAUCAUCCAACAUUAGAAAUAAUCUUUAAAUCAACAUAUAAAGAUGCUGAAGAAUAUUUAACUAACAAUUUACGCGAAAUACAAAAACGAGAAAUAUUUUUUACAAUAUGUCGCGGUUAUUUUGCACAAGAGAAAAAAAGUUUUACUGAUGUUGCUCAGCUUUUUCAAAAUCUGAGUAUUGGAACCAUACCUCUUGGAGUUUAUACAAGCAGUAAAACAAAUUUAUUAAAAUACAUGCCAAAUCCUCCAAAAAGUGUUAACAUUUUUGAUAAACAACCUGCUUUACUCACUUUUGUAGAUGAUUGUUUAAAACUAAAAUCUUAA